UCGCUCUGAGCAAACUAGCUGGUUGGAGGAGGUUAGUUUCGCAGAGAACGCACUUUGAUACAUGUACUGGACAGAUCAGAAAGAGCAUGACACAAGCCUCGUAGAUCUAAUUAUGGCGAUAAGAGAAUUAAAAAUCUGCCUCCUUGGGGAUACAGGGGUUGGGAAGUCGAGUAUAGUGUGCCGAUUCGUCCAAGACACCUUCGAUGUCAAUACUCUGCCCACAAUUGGCGCAUCGUUUAUGACUAAGACCGUGAGUUGUGGGAAUGAGCUCCACAAGUUUCUGAUUUGGGAUACGGCUGGACAAGAGCGGUUCCACUCGUUGGCUCCAAUGUAUUAUCGGGGAUCUGCUGCGGCUGUUAUAGUUUAUGACAUCACCAAUGAGGAAUCGUUCUACACUUUGAAGAAAUGGGUCAAAGAGUUGAAGGAGCACGGGCCUGAGAACAUCGUGGUGGCGAUCGCUGGCAACAAGUGUGACCUGGCAGACAUCAGGGAGGUCACGUUAAAGGACGCCCUGGAAUACGUCAAGUUCAUAGACGCAAUUUUUGUCGAAACAAGUGCAAAGAAUGCCAUGAAUAUUGCUGAGCUGUUUGAAAUGAUCAGUCAGCAAAUUCCACCUCUGGAUCCCGCUCAGAUCAGCAGCAAUGGAGCAUUCAAAGUCGGAAGGCACACAGUACAAUCUAGUAAGCGUUGCUGCUGAGUUUUGCUGGAGAACAAGGCCAAGCAGCAGUAUAGAAUCAUCACCCUCGGACCAAGCAGUUAAACAGGGGGAAAAAAAGAAAAACAA
This is a messenger RNA of Amblyraja radiata (thorny skate), 784 nucleotides long. RefSeq names its product ras-related protein Rab-31. NCBI's taxonomy places the organism in Eukaryota, Metazoa, Chordata, Chondrichthyes, Rajiformes, Rajidae. The record is from RefSeq and is a predicted model, not a curated record. The coding region runs from base 62 to 697 and encodes 211 amino acids. Gene Ontology annotation, molecular function: GTP binding; GTPase activity. The transcript has 7 exons.